Messenger RNA from Trematomus bernacchii (emerald rockcod), 3067 nucleotides. It is a transcript of the gene spty2d1, whose product is annotated as SPT2 chromatin protein domain containing 1. The transcript is spliced from 6 exons. The coding region runs from base 470 to 2683 and encodes 737 amino acids. Gene Ontology annotation, cellular component: nucleolus. The record is from RefSeq and is a predicted model, not a curated record. Gene Ontology annotation, molecular function: DNA binding; histone binding. Lineage: Eukaryota; Metazoa; Chordata; Actinopteri; Perciformes; Nototheniidae. Gene Ontology annotation, biological process: regulation of DNA-templated transcription; nucleosome assembly.
ACCUUUAAUUCUUCUGUCUUUCACACCGUUAGUCUCUACCUACCAACACCCGUGGUAACAUUAUGGCUGAGUUUUUAGUGUUUUUCUAUCUUUAGGCUUUAUUCGUAUGAACAUUUUUGAUGGAUUUUGCUGGGUUGUAUCAGUUUAAAAGUUCGUAUUUUCAGGCUUCUUGGUUUGCUAACGUUAGUUUACGUCAGUAAACGUAUGGUUAGCUAACGCUAACUUCGCUAGCUUAAUCGAAUGCAGUAAAAUAUCUCUAACGGUUUGAUAUACAGUAUUUAUUCCCACGGAGUCUGUUUGAAAUAGUGUUAUCCUUAUAGCUAUUUGGGUGUCGUUUGGUAACGCUGAAUCUCGAGCGAGUUUACCUGGGUUGGAAGCUAAACGCUAGCGUUAGCUUUAGCAAUCAACACUCCUGGUUGAUCCCUCGAUUCGUUUCUGACAGCCUGCUUCAUCACUAUCAGUCUAAAAGAUGGACUUUGAUAAUAUAUUAGACCUCGCCUCUCAGAACCAGGGCCUCAGCAGUGUCCAGAAAAGAUACAGUCUACAAACUGGACCACCGAAAAAAGUCCCACGGUCGAGAGGUGUAGAUCCUAGUGCUGUGCAGGCACUUUUGAAGAAGCAAACCAUUGAUCACAAAAAGAAAGAAAUUCAAAUGAAGAAAAAGAAGGAUGAACUACUACAGAAGAGGGUUGAAAUGAAGUCGGACCGUAAAGCCCGGGCCAUGGCUUCCAGAACCAAAGACAAUUUCAGAGGCUACAAUGGCGUCCCAGUUGUAGAAUUGCCUAAGAAGAGGAGAACAAAACAAGAAAUGCAGGAAGAAAGAGCAAUGAAUGGCGAAGGAUUUACGAACAACUCCAUUGACCCAGAGGAUGAGGAUAAUUAUGAGUAUGAGCCUUCAGAUUCAGAGUCGGAGCAGGAGCCAGAACCACGGAGACCUGCAAAAACCCCUGGAUUUAGUGCUAGUAGCAAGAGCAGUAGUAGUAGUAGCAAGCAAUCCUCUAAAAAGCCUGCUCCACCUCCCUUGAACUUUGCAGAGUUACUCAAAUUGGCAGAGAAGAAGCAGUUUGAGCCAGUUGAGGUAAAAAAGGUAGUGAAAAAAGAAGAUAGGCUCCGAACAGCUGAAGAGAUAAGGGAGCGGGAGCUGGAGCGCAAGGUUAAGAAAAUGGACAGAGACUCAAAGACGGAGAGAGAAAGAGACAGAGACAGCAGGUCUCAAUCUAGCUCUAGUUCAAUGAGGAAAAACACUUCUGAGAAGGAGCAGAAGAAUGGUAAACCCCAAAAUAACUCCUCAGUAAAGCCAAGUUUGCCCAGUGGCUCAGCGAAGAAAUUGCAUCCAACAUCUUCUAGUGAUAAAGGCCACUCUUCUUCUAGGCCCUCUGUUAAUGACAGAGACAGAGAUCGAUCCAAGAUGUCUAACAGUGACAGAGAUCGAUCCAAGAUGUCUAACAGUGAUAGAGACCGAUCCAAGGCAGCCUCAUCAAGUUCUUCUGGUGCCACAAACAGUAAAGUUCCUUCAAAGGGCUCAUCGUCUCAGGUUUCAGCCAAACAAGGGGGGCUCAAGCCCUCAUCCAGCCACAAAUCAAGUGCCUCAAGUGACCUUAUCCCCAAAAAAGAAAGCUCAUCAAGACCCUCAGGCAUUCCUGGGACCAGGGCUCCUGGUCCAUCUACAUCAGGCCAAAGAUCUCAACAGGGGAGCUCCCAACAGAACAGGCCCAGUCAGGGUGUGAAGCAAGGACCUUCAGCCGGAGGAAACAAGUCUGGAAAGGGAGAACCUCUGAGGCCUGGAACUAAUUCUGCUGGAAAGUCAAGUGGUAAUUCAGGGAUGAGACCUUCUUCGGGGGGCCCUCCUAAGGCAGGGGGCCAGCCCCAGUCAAGGCCUGGAGGCACAUUCCAUGCAAAAGCUCUUGGUGUCCCACAGGCCAGGCCUGGUGGGAGUGGCCCAAAUGGUCCCCCAAGAGGAGGUGGACCCCGACCGCCAGGGACGGGGCCUGCUCGGCCUGACAGUGGAGGACCAGUAUCUGGACGGCCCUCGGGCAGCGUUGGAUCUGGUCCUGGAAAAUCCACGUGCACUGUGGUGUCCGAGACCAUUUCAUCCAAGAAUUUUGGUGGGCCCAAACCAGGAGUCCCUCCUCAACCAGGCAUGCAGCAGAGACCAGGCAUGCAGCAGAGACCCGGCAUGCAGCAGGGACCCGGGAUGCAGCAGAGACCCGGGAUGCAGCAGAGACCCGGGAUGCAGCAGAGACCCGGCAUGCAGCAGAAACCCGGCAUGCAGCAGAGACCAGGGAUGCAACAGGGACCCGGGAUGCAACAGAGACCAGGCAUGCAACAGAGACCCGGGAUGAACAGACCACCAGUCCCAAGGUUACCGCCAAUCACCUCUGCAUACAAGAGGAAAUACGAGGAUGACGAGGACGAGUAUGACUCAGAAAUGGAGGAUUUUAUUGACGAGGGAGAAGGAGAUCAAGACAUUUCCAGGCAUAUUAGGGAAAUCUUUGGAUAUGAUAAAAACAAAUACAAGGCGGACGAGAGUGACUAUGCACUUAAAUUCAUGGAAAGCAGCUGGAAAGAUAUGCAGAAAGAGGAGGCCAGGACCCUGCGAAUGGCCGUGAGGGAAGAUCAGGAGGAGGAGGAAAGAGAACUACAAGAGCUGAAAAGGCAAACUGCCAAGAGGAAAAAAAACUGAAGCCCCUAUUUUCGUUGAGAUGAAUAAAAAACUAAAAAGCUGUGUCCCGUGAGAGGUCUGCCAUGAGGCCCAGUGACUGUGCCCACCUCGGCCUCUGUGGGACAAAAACUGUGGAACGACACUUGGCAUUGGCCCAGAGAAAAAGAGAAGACUGUUAGUCAAAGACAAAAUAUGCACAAAUCAUUCAGGCAUUACCCUGUGACAAAGAUCUCGUAUUUUCCCUGUUUCAUUAUUUAUUGCCCCCACUGAGUGACGGGUUUACAUGGUCAACAGUCUCACAUUUCUUAAAAGGAACUGAGAACUAUAAAUAUGGAAAAGUGUGAUAUUUUGUAGACAAACAAUAACAUACAGGUGUUGAUAAAAUGCUAUUUUCAGCAGAAAUUG